AUGUCACCACAGAAAGGACAUACAAUUUCCAUGUCACGUACCAAUUCUUCACCUGGAAACUUUGAUGGCUCAAUUGGCCGACCGAUGAGGCUUGCUGAGAUUUUUAUUGCUGCUGAGCAUGCUUUAAAACAAACCAUUUCUAGUCCAGAACUGUGGAAAUCGUUAUCAUCAUCUGAGGAGUUUGAGCAAAAAUAUUUAGAGCUGACUAAAGGUGCUGCUGACAAUUACCAUCGUUCCUGGUGGAAAAGACAUGGUGUUGUCCUUGAUGGUGAGAUAGCUGUUGUCGCUUUUAAGCAUGGGAAGUUAGAUCAAGCUGCAGAGUCAUAUGAGAAGGUUUGUGCACUGUAUUCUGGUGAAGGAUGGCAAGAUUUGUUGGCUGAGGUCCUUCCCAAUUUAGCAGAGUGUCAGAAGAUGCUCAAUGAUCAAGCUGGCUACUUAUUAUCUUGUGUGAGGUUACUUUCUCUUGAUGACGAAUUAUUUUUGACCAAGGAGCGCCAAGCCUUUCAGUCAGAAGUUGUUCGUCUUGCUCAUAGUGAAAUGAAGGACCCUGUACAUCUUGAUGUAUCAUCAUUAAUUACAUUUUCGGGAAAUCCUGGGCCUCCUUUGGAAUUAUGUGAUAGGGAUUCUGGUAUCCUUUCAGUUACUGUAUGGAGUGGGUUUCCAGAUGAUAUAACUCUUGAUUCAAUCAGUCUUACAUUAAAUGCAACAUAUAAUACUGAUGAAGGUGUAAAGGCAUUGAAGAGUUCUACAGCUAUUGUGUUACACCCUGGUCGGAAUACUAUUACCUUAGAUCUACCACCUCAGAAACCAGGAUCUUAUGUACUUGGAGUUCUUACUGGGCAAAUUGGGCAGUUGAGGUUUAGAUCUCAUAGUUUUUCAAAAGUUGGUCCUGCAGAUAGUGAUGAUUUUAUGAGUUAUGAAAAGCCAGCUAAACCCAUUUUGAAGGUUUUCAAACCUAGAGCCCUUGUUGAUCUUGAUGCUGCUGUUUCAUCUGCUUUGUUGAUAAAUGAACACCAAUGGGUUGGCAUUUUAGUUCGACCAGUAAAAUACUCCCUCAAAGCUGCUGUCUUGCACAUCGAUACUGGUCCAGGGUUGGAGAUUAAAGAGUCACAUGUAAUUGAGAUGGAAAGCUAUCCUGGUGUUUUACAGAAUGAAGAUGACCAGGUGCAGAAUGACGGUUCUCAAAUAAAUUCUGAUCGAAAAUUUGAAAGUUUAACACUUAAUGAUGGUAAAAUAGAAUUUCCGAAUUGGGCAAGUGACACUCCUUCUAUUCUUUGGGUUCUGGUUCGUGCCAUCAGUGACACACUCAGCAGAGGAUCUUCUUCAGGUUAA
Sphenostylis stenocarpa is the source of this 1332-nucleotide messenger RNA. The record is from the annotation of a GenBank genome assembly. NCBI's taxonomy places the organism in Eukaryota, Viridiplantae, Streptophyta, Magnoliopsida, Fabales, Fabaceae.